Oryzias melastigma (Indian medaka) is the source of this 4120-nucleotide messenger RNA. RefSeq names its product phosphatidate phosphatase LPIN1 (gene lpin1b). The record is from RefSeq and is a predicted model, not a curated record. Bases 490 to 3240 code for a protein of 916 amino acids. The transcript is spliced from 20 exons. NCBI's taxonomy places the organism in Eukaryota, Metazoa, Chordata, Actinopteri, Beloniformes, Adrianichthyidae. Gene Ontology annotation, biological process: fatty acid catabolic process; cellular response to insulin stimulus; triglyceride biosynthetic process. Gene Ontology annotation, cellular component: mitochondrial outer membrane; nucleus. Gene Ontology annotation, molecular function: phosphatidate phosphatase activity; transcription coactivator activity.
GAUCACGUAUGCCAUGUAAAUUAAAGUUACUUUUUGAAGACUUACUAAUUAGAUGUUAACACGCCUCACUCAACAGCUAGCCUUGUCUGAAUGUCAGUAAUGUGACCUCUGGGGUCACCGGCGCCCUCACAGCACCAACACGUCACAGUCUCUAUUAAGUAAUGGGAGAGUUACAGAUUAAAACCACUGCUGAGCACGCACGAGUGACGCGCCAACACUGUUUGUAUGCAGUCUUUGGGAGUCCCGCUUAGAACAACAUUCUGUCAAACAAUCCCUGCUGGUGUCAUGUCCUCAAAUGCCAAGGGGGUCAGAGGUCUUGGUGGUGUGACGGCUACCCAAGGCCCACUCAGGUUUCUAACAGGGGGUCCAGGUAAAAUUAGUAAGAUGUUGUUCACUUGCACUUGACGGUCAGACACUUGCUGCACUCAGAGAGCAAAGUCUGAGCGGCUCAGACUUGUGGGGGAUUUUGAACAACCAUCGCUGGGUUGAAUGCACCAUGGAAUCAUGACAUCAAGCGGGGAUGAAGAGGAGUUUGAUGAGGCUGGUCAGCAGGACUCCAAUGACACCACCUGGAGCUGGACCCGCCAAACCAUGAACUAUGUGGGCCAGCUGGCGGGCCAAGUGUUCGUCCAGGUCAAAGAGCUGUACCGAGGCCUGAAUCCCGCCACCCUGUCAGGCUGCAUCGACGUCAUCGUCGUCAAACAGCCCGAUGGCUCUUUGCAGUGCUCGCCCUUCCACGUUCGCUUCGGCAAAAUGGGUGUUCUCCGUUCCAAGGAGAAAGUGGUGGACAUGGAAAUCAAUGGCGAUCCUGUGGAUCUGCACAUGAAGCUCGGAGACAAUGGAGAAGCUUUUUUUGUGCAGGAAACAGAAGGCGAUCAGGAAAUUAUUCCCUCCUACUUGGCGACCUCGCCCAUCUUGUCCGACGGGCCCGUUCUUAAAAACUCCUCCCUGAAGAACUCUGGUCCACCUAUUCAAACCUUGGGCUCCAUGGGGAGCAAUGGAGAGAACGGUAGCAUGAAGAAGAGGAGGAAGAGGAGGAGGAAGUGUCGGGCAGACAGUACGAGGAGGGAAGACAGUGGGGACUAUUAUGCAGAUGAAGACAUGUUUGCCAUUGAUAUCAGCUCGGAUGAGGGCACGGAAAAGGAGAACAACAGAUCUUCAUCCAGAGAUGUCCUGAGAGAGGAGACAACUGCUGGUUCUUUCAAACAGAGUGGUGUCUACACUCGAUCAGAUGGGGAGUGGAGCCCCUUCAACAGCCCCACUAGCUCUCGCCCCACGUCUCCCAAGAGUGACUCUGAAUUAAUCACCAACUCAGCAGACAGUCAGAAUCCAGCCAUGCACUGGGCAUGGGGAGAGCUUCCUCAAGCUGCCACGCCUUCCUUCCUCCCGCUGAAGUCCGAUCCUCCUGCAGUUUGUCCCGUUUCCAUCCCCGUAUCAGAGAACACCCACUUCCGCGUGAUUCCUCCAGAGGUGUCAUCAGGGCAGUGUGGGGGCUGCUGUGCAAUACCAGCCCUUCAACAGGAAAAGAGGGCAAUCCAAGAGGAGGAAGUUGUAGUUUCUGCGGGAACUGAGUCGGGAUCAGUGAGGAUGGAGGCUCAGGCGGUAUCUUCAGACACGCAGGUGACUGCGCCUAGAGGUUCGGUGACAGCCGACGCAGAAGAGACAGCGUCUCAUAUACUUGGCAAGACAGACUCUCCAUGCAAGAGAAAAGACAAGAGGAGCCGCCAUCUUGGCUCUGAUGGAAUAUACCUGGAUGACAUCACGGAGCUGGAACCGGAAGUAGCCGCCCUAUAUUUUCCCAAGAGUGACAGCGGCGUCACCAUGAGGAGCAUCUCUGAUCCGGGGCUUCGCAGCAGCAGCCUGUCACCACAGUCGCUGAGCUCGGGAGGUGACAGCGGAGUGGACAGCUACUGUGACCCCACAUCUGACCUGACGUCCGUCAGCAUCUCUCUCUGUGGGGGGCUCACCAACAGCAAGGAGAUCACCAAAGAGCAGUUUGACGAGAAGAUCAUCUCCUAUCAGCAGUUCUUGGAAAACCCGAGCAUCAUCGACGACCCCAAUCUGGUUGUGAGGAUUGGAACAAAGUACUAUAACUGGAGCACUGCGGCUCCACUUGUGCUGGCUCUGCAGGCCUUCCAGAAACCCCUGCCAAAGGCUGCAGUGGAGAAAAUCAUGAAGGAGAAGAUGCCCAAAAAAGGAGGGAGGUGGUGGUUCUCGUGGAGGGGCAGAAACAGCACCACCCAAACAGAUUCAAAGGACGGCAAUGGGGCCUCUCCAGAUCAAGAAGGGAAACUGAAAAUCAGGCAAGAAGAGACGUCCUCCAGCGAUGAGGACCUCCAUGCUGCCAAGCAGAGCACUCCCAUCGUUCAGUCGGAACCAACGCUCUCUUUAGGAGGCGUGUCUUACAAAAAAACGCUCCGGCUCACAUCGGAGCAGCUGCUCUCAUUGCAGCUGCAGGACGGCCCAAACGAUGUUGUUUUCAGUGUGACCACUCAGUACCAGGGAACCUGCCGCUGCCAAGGAACCAUUUACCUCUGGAACUGGGACGACAAAAUAAUCAUCUCUGACAUAGAUGGAACCAUCACCAGGUCAGACACGCUGGGUCACAUCCUGCCCACUCUGGGGAAAGACUGGACACACCAGGGAAUUGCACACCUCUACCACAAAGUUAGCCAAAAUGGCUACAAGUUUCUGUACUGUUCAGCUCGAGCCAUAGGCAUGGCGGACAUGACCAGAGGUUACCUAAACUGGGUCAACGAGAGGGGCACCAUGCUUCCUAUGGGUCCUGUCCUCCUGAGUCCCAGCAGCCUUUUUUCAGCUCUGCAUCGGGAGGUGAUCGAGAAAAAGCCUGAGAAGUUUAAGGUGGAGUGUCUGACCGACAUCAAGAACCUCUUCUACCCAAACAGACAGCCUUUCUACGCUGCGUUCGGCAACAGACCAACGGAUGUGUUUUCCUAUAAAGAAGUAGGUGUGCCGCUAAACAGGAUUUUUACAGUGAACCCUAAAGGAGAGCUAGUGCAGGAGCACGCCAAGACCAACAUUUCAUCGUAUGCCCGUCUGGGAGAAGUGGUUGACCACGUCUUUCCUCCCGAGAUGCAGUCCACCUCCUCAGACUUUCCCUGCUCGGACACCUUCAGCCAUUUUACAUUCUGGAGGGAGCAGCUCCCUCCGGUGGACCAUCAGGGAACAACAACCCCUCAGCAGAAUCCGCCUCAGCAGCUGGAGAUGAACGGACAGUGAUGUGUGUUUUUCAUGUAGAAAACUGAGCACUUUGUACACAGCAGCCUAGUAUCUGCUGUGAAUAGUCUUAAGGCACAAGAUGCAUAUAAAUGCACAUUUCUUCAAGAUGGCGUGACUGUAGAUUAAGGCAGCUUAGCGAAGACUUUUAGAGGGAGAGUUUGCAAUAUCUAUUUAUGUAGCUAGUUAUUAUUUUCAAAAACACCAGUAUGCUAAUAUUUUCUUAUGUCAACUGUUUCAGGAUGAUGCAAUUUGUUGAAUUCAGAUUAGGAUAACAGAUUCCAGUGUUUUUUUUGUGUGUGAUAUUAUAAUGGUAAUAUUAAAUAUGAGCAAUAUUGAACUUUUUCAUUAAAAAAACAGGCAGGUGGAAGUUAUUUCCAGCUGUUUGAAAUGAAUGUAACGGUGCAGAAUAAUAGAAAAAAAUCCUCUGAAAAUAGUGCAACAAACUGUUAAAUAGAUUUUAUAUUUAUAAAACACAAGUGUUACAAAUAUAGUUUAUCUUAGAUUUGUUUGGCUCUUAUUACACUCCGGCUUUAGCUUUCCUGGGUCAGACUCUGGCGACCCCGUGACCCCAAAAGGGAAAUAGCGUGCUAAAAAAAAGGAUGGAUGUUCAUUUUAUGUAACUUCACUGCCAGUAUGAGGUCACACUGAGCAUGUAAGCAUGUCUAAAAUGUGUCACUUGUCAACAGAUAUCUGUUUUAUGACCUUUAGGCUGCAGAAAAGUGGAAAAAAAAGGAUUUAACGAAAGCUGUAUUCUUUCUAUGAAAGAAUCAAAACAGAUGGAAGUUUGUUUGUUUUUUUUUUUUUUUGCCUUUUUUUUCUUUUCUCUUUGACUCCAGUGGUGAAGUUGAAGCUUCCAGUUCAGUAAAAUGACUGCUAUUGA